Molecule: messenger RNA, 1883 nt
Organism: Populus euphratica (Euphrates poplar)
Lineage: Eukaryota; Viridiplantae; Streptophyta; Magnoliopsida; Malpighiales; Salicaceae
Gene: MEE18
Product: maternal effect embryo arrest 18
Exons: 14
Coding region: 37-1440 (467 amino acids)
Molecular function (GO): LPPG:FO 2-phospho-L-lactate transferase activity
Source: RefSeq, a predicted model, not a curated record
UAGGUUUGUUGGUUGGAGAGAGGAAAUCGCGGGAAUAUGGCGGACAGUUGUUUGGGACCCCUGAUUUCCAAGGCCUCCUCCCCCUCUCUUCUCUUCCAAUCUCCUCCUCAAUUACUCUUCCCUUUCUCUUCAUUCCCUAAGCCAAUGCCAAAACCUCUUGUUCUAUCCAUGACUUCCCUUCAAUGCUCACCCUCCCCCUCCCCCUUUUCAAAUUCAAGCCCUAGGCCCUCACAACCCUCCCUCCUCGUCUUCUCAGGUGGUACUGCGUUUAAUGGCGUAGUGGAAGAACUGAAGAAAUUAACAACGAGUGUUGCUCACGUUCUCCCUGUUUCUGAUGAUGGUGGAAGCACUGCUGAGAUUGUCCGCGUGCUCGGUGGUCCUGCGGUUGGAGAUAUUCGGUCGAGGUGUUUAAGAUUGUCUGAUCAAAGUAGUGCUGAAGCUCUUGCUGUCAGAAGAUUGCUUGGGCAUCGCUUACCUCUUGAUCCCCAAGAUUCCAAAUCCCAAUGGUAUGAUAUUGUAGGAGGAGAACACUCUUUAUGGAAAGGCGUAUCAAAACCAUAUAGUGAAACAAUUCGAGCUUUUCUUGUUUAUUUCCAAAAUGAGAUCCUGCGUCGGCCUAAUGAAUCAUUUUGCUUUAGUAAUGGCAGCAUUGGGAAUUUUUUCUUUGCAGGUGCACGCAUAUUUUUUCAAUCUUUAGAUGCUGCUAUAUUUUUAUUUUCACGUGUUUCAGAUAUUCCAGCAGAAAGUCUGGUUCUUCCAGUCAUCUCAACAAAUGACAGGCUUACAUUAGGAUGCGAAUUAUGGGAUGGGACUAUUAUUCGAGGACAGAAUGAGAUUUCACAUCCAACCAGUGGAACCAUGCAACCCAUUGAUAAGGGAUGUUCUUCAGUCCCAGCACUUCCUUCAAGAAUAAAGAGGGUUUUCUAUAUGUCAAAUGAGGGUGGAAACUCACUGCACGAGGUCUUCCCCAUGGUAAAUGCAUCUGUCUUGGACCGAUUGAGUAAUGUGGAUUGUAUUGUUUAUGCAAUGGGAUCCCUCUUUACCUCCGUUUGCCCAUCAUUGGUGUUACGUGGCAUUGGAGAAAUUAUUUCUUCCAGGAACUGCCCUAAGGUACUUUUGUUGAAUGGUACACAUGAUCGAGAGACAAAUGGCUUUUCUGCUUCUGGGUUUGUAACUUCCAUAACAGACGCCCUAAAUCGAAAAUAUGGAGAUACUGAUUCUUGUUUGGAAAAUCUUCCAAACCAGUACAUCAAUACACUUUUAGUUCCCAAAGAUGGCCAAAUUCCCAUAGAUGUGCAAUGCUUGACUUCCCAAGGGAUCUUUGAUGUGAUCAUGGUUGACUCUGUCUGUGAUCCGAAAGUUGGUGUAAUAUUCAACCCAAAGUCAUUGAUAGACGCCCUUGCCAAUUUGAUUGGCAGAUACAUGAGCACAAAAAUGUGAUGAAGGAUGGACUCAAUUUUGACAGAGAAAAUUGUAUUCAGGGGCAAACAUGAUUGCUUCAGGUGCCUUUGGAAUGAUUCCAUGCGCGGAGAUGUUGCAUACAAGUGUAUUGGCUGGUAGGCUUUUCCCACUUCUGGUGUCAGACGAUGCAAAAUUUAAUUGAAGAACGGAGGAGGGUCGAGGAAGCAGCAACAGCAUGGAAACCUCAAUUCUAUUGCAUUGCAGCAACUCCAUUCUCAUCGAAGGAGUCGUAUAUUAUAUUAGUAGAAAUAGUAAAAAAGCUGUACAAAAUUACCGUAGUUGUACUUUCUGGUUCUAACAUGAAAGCAAGUACUGAACUUUAAUCACGCAUCACGCAUCCGAGACAACUGCGAGUGCGAAGAAUGAACAGGAUUUUAAAUGUUGACGUGUGUUUGGUAAUGCAUGUAUAUUAAAAUAGUGUU